Ornithodoros turicata is the source of this 957-nucleotide messenger RNA. RefSeq lists its product as uncharacterized. The record is from RefSeq and is a predicted model, not a curated record. The coding region runs from base 87 to 506 and encodes 139 amino acids. NCBI's taxonomy places the organism in Eukaryota, Metazoa, Arthropoda, Arachnida, Ixodida, Argasidae. The transcript is spliced from 3 exons.
AUCGCCAUCGCUUCAGCUGGGUCCCAUACAUCUUCGGGCUACUCUGGGGCACCGGCUGAUGUUCCGAAGCGGCCCAUGGCAGUCCCAUGGAGGAAGAUGCUAUCCGCACAUGGGUGAUCAUGACUCUAGUCACAGUGGCAAUCAUCGCAUUUGCUUCCUGCGCGGAAGAUAUAUUUGAUGAGUUGGCUAUGGAAACGCUGUAUACGGAGGACGACGGCGAGACGCAGGAGUACACGAAAGAACGGCGGGAACGUCCCCACGUACACCAACCCCCUGGACCAGCGAGCGAAGGCUUUGGAGGCGGACGUGUACAGGUCGCUCCUGGACAGGCAGCACGGUCGCAACAGGCAGAGCGAAAAUACCGGAAGCCUUGCCGCAAGAAGUCGAGCAUUGCCGAGCAAAGCGCUGUGUCUUCCACAUCCACCAUCGCCGACUGUUCCACGAAAUCCACAGAGGAAGACAGUCUCUUGACAACGGCAUCGCAUUCCGUGAUAUGCCCCAAAUAGUAUGACACCAGCUGUCCAUAAGCGGGUUUCCAAAUUCACGCUUCCAGGAUGUACAGUUAAUGUUCGUGGCGACAGAGUCAUGGCAGGUGCCGGAAGAAAAAAGUAUUACGCAAGUCGCGAUUUUUAUUGUAAGACGUCUACUUGUGACAGCAUUCGAGAUACAAAUGUAAAUCUACGUUGUUGCAAUAGACCCUGCGCAUAAAUUUCGCACAUAUUAUUGUUUAGCGUAAACACGGCUUGCAGAAGGAAAUCAGACACAAAAUUUGAGGAUAAAUCGGCCUUGUGCAUUGGGCAGAGUAUUCAAUGUGUUCAUAUGUCACGACCGCGAACAGUAGUGAAAUCAACGAGUAGGGACAUCUCAGGACGCCGCGCAAUUGAGCAUCAAGUUUAUGUAGCGCGCUACGUGAAUUUGUCAUCCAUUAAAGCGGUCAGCCUUCCCUCUGCUCUGUGA